This is a messenger RNA of Striga asiatica, 1371 nucleotides long. Lineage: Eukaryota; Viridiplantae; Streptophyta; Magnoliopsida; Lamiales; Orobanchaceae. The record is from the annotation of a GenBank genome assembly.
CUCAAUAUUGCAUCAUUUUGAAACUUGAAUUUUCAAAACCACACUUUAACCCGAACCCGAUAGCCCGACCCAUAAUCCGCAGAUAAAAAACAAGUAGUAAGUACACAAAGACGUCCUCGUUAGAAAUCUUCCGCACACACAACCCAUCAACGAAGAGCUUUUUAAAAAGUCAUUCUCUCCAAAGAAAAGCGCAACAUCCCUGCGACGUCGUUUUAGGUACUCUGGCGAUCGGAAAAUCCAAUUCAAUGGCAAUCGCCGAGGAGAAAACGGACGGCAAAGUGUGGGGUCUCUUUAAGCUCCCCUUCCGGAACUCCCAGUCGGCGGCGUCCGCCUCCUCGAAUUUCUCUCACUACCAGCAGAAUUACGGCCAUGGGAACAGCAACGCUCACCCUCCGGUGGAGGGAUCGGGGGCACAGGGCGGAGCGGGAAGCUCGGUUUCCUCGGUGGCCAGAUCUCUUCUCCCCACGCGCCGUCGUCUGAAGCUCGAUCCUUCGAAUAAGCUAUAUUUCCCUUAUGAGCCUGGCAAGCAAGUCAGAAGUGCUAUUAAAAUAAAAAAUACAAGCAAAUCCCACGUGGCUUUCAAGUUCCAAACAACUGCCCCUAAAAGCUGCUUUAUGCGUCCUCCUGGCGCUAUUCUUGCUCCCGGCGAGAGUAUAAUUGCAACUGUAUUCAAGUUUGUAGAGCCCCCAGAGAACAAUGAGAAGCCGAUGGACCAAAAAAGUCGUGAUAAGUUCAAAAUUAUGAGCUUGAAAGUAACAGGGCCAAUGGACUACAUACCUGAAAUGUUCGAUGACCAUAAGGAUCAAGUGGCUGUGGAGCAGAUACUUCGUGUAGUCUUUCUGGAUGUUGAGCAUCCGUGUCCUGCUCUGGAGAAACUAAAUCGCCAGCUGGCAGAAGCCGAGGCUGAGCUCGAGUCCCGCAAGAAGCCUCCGGAGGACACGGGCCCAAAGUUCAUCGGAGAAGGACUUGUUAUUGAUGAAUGGAAAGAAAGAAGAGAAAGAUACCUAGCUCGACAACAAGGGGAAAUGGUGGAUUCUGUAUGAGUAGAACUUUACUCUGCAAAUGUAUUUCUAGUCUUGAAAUUUCUGCACUGUUCUGUAUGAGUGUAUUUAAGUUGUUUUUUUCCAAAAGGUAUCUCAUGUCAAAGGUUGAGUAAAGGAGAUAAUGGACAGACACUCUUCUAAGUCAAAUGUGACCGUUGCAAGUUGAAUUUGUAACAUGAGGUGUGUGUUACCUUGUGGCCAUACACGGUGUAGAUAUUUGAUUUUGUUUAUGAAAUGAGAUAAUUUCUUAUUUCUGUUUUGAUUUAAUUAAAUUGGAGGGUGAGGACUUAUUUGACUAUGGGCUGACUUCAUAUUUGAUAUGUGUGAC